CAAUUAACGUUUUGUGAGUGAGUCCUUGAACGCAGCACGGCUGCCUCGCCUGCUCGUCAUAUCGCGAUAGAGCCACGGAGCUAACGCUGAGCAACAUGGCGGAAGAGGAGGUGGCCAAGCUGCAGAAGCACCUGGCCCUGCUCAGGCAGGAGUACGUGAAGAUGCAGCAGAAGCUGGCCGACACAGAGAGGCGCUGUGCCGUGCUUGCCGCUCAGACCUCUGGCCAGGGUACCCCCAGCCCUGUAGCUGCAGACACCUUCAUUAGCCGUCUGCUGGAUAUCGUGGCCGACCUCUAUCAGCAGGAACAGUACAGUGAUCUGAAAGUAAAAGUCGCGGGGAAGAAGCUCAGUGCCCAUAAGUUUGUGUUGGCUGCUCGUAGUGAUGUCUGGAGUCUGGCGAACCUGGCCUCCACCUCAGAACUGGACCUAUCUGAUUGCAAACCUGAGGUUGCCAUGGCAAUGCUGCGCUGGGCGUACACCGACGAGUUGGAGCUCAGUGAGGACGACGCCUUUCUUAUCGACUUGAUGAAGCUGGCCAACCGCUUCCAGCUCCAGCUGCUCAGAGAGAGGUGUGAAAAAGGUGUGAUGUCCUCGGUGAAUGUCAGGAACUGCAUUCGCUUCUACCAAACAGCUGAGGAGCUAAAUGCCACCACCCUGAUGAACUACUGCGGGGAGAUCAUCGCCAGUCACUGGGAUGAUCUGAGGAAAGAAGAUUUCAGUACCAUGAGUGCCCAACUUCUGUACAAGAUGAUCAAGUCUAAAACAGAGUAUCCUCUCCACAAAGCGAUCAAAGUCGAGCGAGAAGAUGUGGUCUUUCUCUAUCUCAUCGAGAUGGACUCACAGCUCCCUGGCAAACUGAAUGAACUUGACAACAACGGUGACUUGGCACUCGACCUGGCACUCUCUCGUAAAUUGGAAAGUAUCGCGACGACUCUGGUUAACAACAAAGCCGAUGUGGACAUGGUGGACCAGAGUGGCUGGAGCCUCCUGCAUAAGGCCAUCCAAAGAGGUGAUGAAUUUGCCUCCAUCUUCCUGAUUCGUCACUCUGCUCAGGUGAACGCAGCCACAGUCGGGGCGGUGGAAACCCCGCUUCACCUGGUCUGUUCUUUCAGCCCCAAGAAACACUCUGUGGAAGUGAUGAGCGGCAUGGCACGAAUUGCAGAGGCUCUACUCAAGACCGGAGCCAACCCCAACAUGCAGAACAGCAAGGGCAGAACUCCGUUGCAUGAAGCUGUGUCAUCAGGGAAUGAGCCAGUGUUCAACCAGCUCCUGCAGUGCAAACAACUUGACCUGGAACUCAAGGACCAUGAGGGCAGCACAGCUCUGUGGCUGGCUCUGCAGUAUAUCACCGUGUCUUCAGACCCCUCAGUAAACCCAUUUGAGGAUGACGCACCAAUAGUUAAUGGCACCUCGUUUGAUGAGAAUAGCUUUGCAGCCCAGCUUAUCCAGAGAGGAAGCAAUCCAGACGCACCUGACACUACCACAGAAAACUGUCUCAUGCAGAGAGCAGCUCGGGCGAACAGUGAGGCAGCUGCUCUUUUCCUUGCCACUCAUGGAGCGAAGGUCAACCAUGUCAACAAAUCGGGUGAGAGCCCACUUCAUACAGCGUGUCGCUGUGGCCUGGCGAGCUUAACAGCGGAGCUGCUCCAGCAGGGUGCCAACCCUAACCUGCAGACCCAGAAGGCUCUGCCUGACGACACCCUUGGUGUGGCUAUGCAGACCCCCCUCCACAUGGCCAUUGCUCACAACCACCCAGAUGUGGUUUCCGUCAUCCUCGAGCAAAAAGCCAAUGCACUUCAUGCCACCAACAACUUCCAGAUCAUUCCAGACUUCAGUCUCAAAGACUCAAUGGACCAGACAGUGCUGGGCUUGGCCCUCUGGACAGGUAUGCACACCAUAGCAGCUCAGCUGCUCGGCUCAGGGGCUUCUAUCAAUGACACUAUGUCCAAUGGACAAACCCUCCUUCACAUGGCCAUCCAAAGACAGGACAGCAAGAGUGCCCUCUUCCUUCUUGAACAUCAGGCAGACAUCAAUGUUAGGACCCAGGAGGGACAAACAGCACUACAGCUGGCCAUCAGUAACCAGCUGCCACUGGUGGUGGAUGCCAUUUGCACAAGAGGAGCAGAUAUGUCUGUGGUGAAUGACAAAGGGGACCCUCCAUUGUGGCUGGCUCUGGAGAAUGGCCUGGAAGAUAUUGCAUCCACGCUGGUCCGCCAUGGCUGUGAUGCGACUUGUUGGAGCACGGGGCCCUCUGGCUGCCUGCAGACCCUCCUGCACAGAGCUGUUGAUGAGAAUAAUGAGGUCUCAGCUUGCUUCCUCAUUCGCAGUGGUUGUGACGUGAACAGCUGCAGACGGCCAGGCCCUAAUGGGGAAGGAGAUGAAGAAGCCCGAGAUGGACAAACGCCCCUCCACCUGGCAAGCAGCUGGGGAUUGGAGGAGGUGGUGCAGUGCCUUCUAGAGUUUGGAGCUAAUGUUAAUGCACAGGAUGCAGAGGGCAGAGCUCCCAUCCAUGCUGCCAUUAGCAGCCAGCACAACGUCAUCAUACAGCUCCUCAUAUCCCAUCCAGACAUCCGUCUCAACAUUCGCGAUCGUCAAGGAAUGACCCCCUUCGCCUGUGCCAUGACGCACAAGAACAAUAAGGCGGCGGAGGCUAUCCUAAAGAGGGAGCCAGGUGCUGCUGAGCAGGUGGAUAACAAAGGACGGAACUUUCUCCACUUGGCUGUGCAGAAUUCAGACAUCGAAAGUGUCCUGUUCCUCAUCAGUGUCCAAGCCAACGUCAACUCCAGGGUUCAGGAUGCAGCCAAGCUCACUCCUCUCCACCUAGCUGUCCAGGCCGGUUCCGAGAUCAUCGUCCGCAACCUGCUGCUUGCCGGAGCCAAAGUAAACGAGCUGACCAAACACAGACAGACAGCACUACAUUUGGCUGCCCAGCAGGACCUGGCCACUAUUUGUUCUGUGUUGCUGGAGAAUGGUGUAGACUUUGCCGCUGAGGAUGAGAAUGGCAAUAAUGCUUUGCAUCUGGCUGUGAUGCAGGGUCGCCUUAACAAUGUCAGAACCCUUCUCACAGAGUCCAACAUUGAUGCCGAGGCCUUCAAUCUCAGGGGUCAGUCACCAAUGCAUGUGCUAGGCCAUUAUGGGAAAGAAAAUGCCGCUGCCAUUUUUGAGUUGUUCCUGGAGUGUAUGCCUGAAUAUCCUCUGGACAAAUCAGAUAAUGAAGGAAACACAGUUCUGCUCCUUGCCUACAUGAAAGGAAAUGCGAACCUGUGUCGUGCCAUCGUGAGAGCCGGGGCUCGACUGGGCAUCAAUAAUAAUCAGGGCAUCAAUAUUUUCAACUACCAAGUUGCAACCAAACAGUUGCUCUUCCGCCUUCUAGAUAUGCUGUCCAAAGAACCCCCUUGGUGUGAUGGGUCCAACUGCUAUGAAUGUGCUGCCAAGUUUGGUGUUACGACACGGAAACAUCACUGCCGCCACUGUGGGCGCCUGUUGUGCCACAAGUGCUCUAUAAAGGAGAUACCCAUCAUCAAGUUUGACUUGAACAAGCCGGUGAGGGUGUGUGACAUCUGCUUUGAUGUACUAACUCUUGGAGGGGUAUCGUAAUACAAUGGCCUGGACAUCCUCCACUCUCUGACGCUGGCCAUGCCAGGCCCAACUUGGCACAGUUAUUCAGGCACACCAGGAGAAGGGACAUCAGUAGCAGGACAUACUAACAAGAUUCCCGGACAGUUAUGGACCAUCACCUUUAUACUAUUCCAGUUUAUGAAAAACUAUUAAUGUUCUAGAGGGACGUUUCAAAUAGAAAGUGAAACAUUUUCUUUUUGUUUCUGUUUUGAUCUUAAUGGGGAAAUGAUAAAUAAGCUCCCCCGGCUGUGUGACGGCUGGACUGAGUGUGUUAAUCGAUUUCCCGAGUUCAGUGAUGUUUGUAAUGAUUAUCUCUUAUUAUCACAGGCAGGUAGCUGCUGUAAGUAGACAUUUCAAUUCAACAAUGAACAUCUGAAUGGUCACCUUUUUUUUGGAGGCUGUUUUCCUGUUCUCUGUCGGGAUAUUUAACCAUCGGCAGCCUUCAGGCCAGGUUACUUGUCCCGAGACAAAAUUUCAACGCUAAAAACAUGAACACUUAUAGAUGCAGAUGAGACCUGCGGCUGCUGUCGACUAUGAGCAGAGUAAAACUGUAAAAUGACCCUAGAUCUACAAAGAGUGAACUGUCAUAGUGUCCUCUGUAAUCUUUCAUUCUUCUGUUAUCUCAGUUUUGUGGUGACUGGAUAAAGUUGGACAGACGAGGAGGAUUUAAAGGGAAAGGAACAAUUUUUUUUUAAGUGAGCAUAAUCUCCAAAUGAGAUCUAAAUUAGUUCAAUUCUAAUUAUGACAUUGACAUUGUGUUACAUUACUGGCACGACUGAACAAAGAUGAAAUUCCUCAUAAACAGGAUUGUUUUUCUCCAUGAUUGGUACAUAGUCUAUCAUGUGAGCAUCAGAUGAAUUAAAUGGGAUGCCUACUUUUUAAAAAAAAAAGUGACCUGAGAAAACCUAUUUUAACAUGAGAGGAAUAUUAACGUGGUCCCCUACACAAAAUGUUCUCAACAAUCCUCCUCCUACAGAAAUGCCUACUAUGCCUAUGCAUGUCAUUUAAUUUGUAGCCUUUACAUGUCAAAAUUCAGAAAUCAUAUUUCAAAAUCCGUCACCAAAUGAUUACAUUCCAUUUUUCUUUUUUUAAUCGGCCGUGAGGUCCGCGUUGAGAAGUCAUUGUCCCCCACACUGUUGCCUCAAGUCAAGUUGUCGUCUUGACCCAUCACAUGUAACGCUUCUUGAUUUCUAAGCCUAACAGGUGCACUUUAUCAAGAUCACAUGGCAUUUCUGAUCAUCAUGGGGAGAAUGUGGAGUAGAGCGAUGGCCAAGUAGUGGGGCCUCUUUAAGUAUUGUUAAAUUGUACAGAUAAAUGUGUGAUAUUUUUGACCACUACAACUGUUUUGUACUUUAAUGCAGUUUGUGCUUGUCAUUGUGACAAACCUAAAUCUUGCCUCUGUUAAUCUUUUAUGCACAUUGUUUAAUCUUUUAUGCACAUUAUAUUGUAUCUGUAUGCUCAGAUAUCUAGCCUGUCUCUUCCUGGUGUAUCCUUUUAGAGAAAGGGAGGACAACAACUUUACAUAAAGGUCAUCAAAAACCAA
This is a messenger RNA of Larimichthys crocea (large yellow croaker), 5160 nucleotides long. RefSeq names its product ankyrin repeat and FYVE domain containing 1 (gene ankfy1). NCBI's taxonomy places the organism in Eukaryota, Metazoa, Chordata, Actinopteri, Sciaenidae. Gene Ontology annotation, molecular function: metal ion binding; protein binding. The coding region runs from base 96 to 3596 and encodes 1166 amino acids. The record is from RefSeq and is a predicted model, not a curated record. The transcript has 25 exons.